Molecule: messenger RNA, 6560 nt
Organism: Marmota monax (woodchuck)
Lineage: Eukaryota; Metazoa; Chordata; Mammalia; Rodentia; Sciuridae
Gene: Vwa8
Product: von Willebrand factor A domain containing 8
Exons: 45
Coding region: 113-5833 (1906 amino acids)
Cellular component (GO): cytoplasm
Molecular function (GO): ATP hydrolysis activity; ATP binding
Source: RefSeq, a predicted model, not a curated record
GGACUCAGCGUGGUGUGGCUUCCUGUGCCUCUUGCCGCACCGGUUCUCGCUGUGGUCCCGGGACGCGGUUGGGCCUGGGACUCUUAGCUGUCCCUGGCAGGACCCCGGCUCCAUGCAAUCCCGCCUCCUGCUCCUCGGAGCGCCGGGCGGCCGCGGGGCCUCGGCCUCGCGGCGUGUGCGACUGCUCCUGCGGCAGGUGGUGCGGGCCAGGCCGGGCAGCGAUGGGCAGCGGCCGGAGGUCAGACUGCUGCACGCCGGGGCGGGGGCAGACACAGGUGAUACUGUUAAUAUUGGGGAUGUAUCCUAUAAGUUGAGAACUCCUAAGAACCCAGAACUUGUGCCACAGAACUACAUUUCAGACCCUCCGACUCAAUCUGUAGUUCAGCAUCUAAGAUGGAUAAUGCAGAAGGAUCUUCUGGGGCAAGAUGUCUUUCUGAUAGGACCACCUGGACCUCUUCGACGCUCUAUUGCCAUGCAAUACUUGGAGCUAACCAAACGGGAGGUUGAAUACAUUGCCCUGUCAAGGGACACCACUGAAACUGAUCUCAAGCAGCGAAGAGAGAUCCGUGCAGGCACGGCUUUUUACAUUGAUCAGUGUGCAGUUCGUGCUGCCACAGAAGGUAGAAUUCUCAUUUUGGAAGGCUUGGAAAAGGCUGAGAGGAAUGUUCUGCCUGUAUUGAACAACUUACUGGAAAACAGGGAGAUGCAGCUUGAAGAUGGACGCUUCCUGAUGUCUGCUGAGCAUUACGACAAACUUCUGCAAGAUCAUACUAAAGCAGAGUUGGAUGCUUGGAAGAUUGUCCGAGUUAGUGAAAAUUUCCGAGUGAUUGCCUUGGGCUUGCCAGUGCCCAGAUAUUCUGGGAAUCCAUUAGAUCCCCCUCUUCGUUCUCGAUUUCAAGCCAGAGAUAUUUAUUUUCUACCCUUCAAGGAUCAACUUAAUGUAUUAUAUUCAGUUGGAGCCAAUGUUUCAGCAGAGAAAGUUUCUCAGCUUUUGUCUUUUGCAACAACUGUCUGUUCCCAAGAAUCUUUUGCUCUUGGACUUCCAGAUUUUCCUUUAGAUAGUUUACCAGCUGCAGUUCAAAUCCUGGAUUCCUUUCCUAUGAUGUCAAUUAAACACGCAAUCCAGUGGCUUUAUCCAUACACUAUUUUAUUAGGACAUGAAGGGAAGAUGGCUGUUGAAGGUGUUUUAAAACGUUUUGAACUCCAAGAUUCAGGAAGCUCUCUGCUUCCUAAAGAGAUUGUUAAAGUGGAGAGAAUGACUGAAAACCAUGUCUCCCAUGCUUGUGUGACUAUUCAAAUUGCAGGACAAGAGGUUACCAUUAAGGUGCCAGCUGGGACCAGACCAUUUGGUCAAUCUUGUGCAUCAGACCAAUUCAUACGGACUUUAAGUCAUAAGCAGCUACUGGCUGAAAUGAUGCAAUCUCAUAUGGUUAAGGACAUAUGUUUAAUUGGGGGAAAGGGUUGUGGAAAAACAGUCAUUGCCAAGAACUUUGCUGAUACCUUAGGAUACAACAUAGAACCCAUUAUGCUAUAUCAGGAUAUUACAGCUCGUGAUCUUCUCCAGCAGAGAUACACACUUCCAAAUGGAGACACUGCCUGGAGGUCCUCACCCCUUGUGACUGCUGCUCUGGAAGGCAAGCUGGUCUUGUUGGAUGGCAUUCACCGGGUCAAUGCUGGCACACUUGCUGUAUUGCAUAGGUUGAUCCAUGACCGAGAGCUUAGCCUCUACGAUGGUUCUAGGCUGAUGAGGAAAGACAGAUAUAUGCGUUUGAAACAAGAGCUGCAAAUGUCUGAUGAGCAGCUACAGAAGAGAUCCAUUUUUCCUAUACACCCUUCCUUCAGAAUCAUUGCCUUGGCAGAGCCCCCUGUUAUUGGAAGCACAACACAGCAGUGGCUGGGACCAGAAUUCUUGACCAUGUUCUUUUUCCAUUACAUGAAACCCCUUGUCAAAAGUGAAGAAAUACAAGUGAUUAAGGAAAUGGUCCCAAAUAUUCCUCAGGAAGCCUUGAAUAAAUUGUUAUCAUUUACACACAAACUCAGAGAGACCCGGGAUCCAACGGCACAGUCCUUGGCAGCAUCAGUUUCUACUCGACAAUUGUUGCGGAUUUCUCGUCGGCUGUCACAGUAUCCUAAUGAAAAUCUUCACAAUGCUAUUACAAAAGCUUGUCUUUCCAGGUUCUUACCAAGCCUUGCUAGGUCAGCUUUAGAGAAAAAUCUGGCAGAUGCUGCAAUAGAAAUAACUACCAAUGACAAUCUGGAACCAGACCUGGAGGAUUACAAAUGUGAAGUGGUAUCUGGAUCACUGAGGAUUGGUACUAUUAGUGCACCAAUAUAUAAUACCCAUGAGAAAAUGAAAGUGCCUGAUGUUCUCUUCUAUGACAACAUUCAGCACAUGAUAGUGAUGGAAGACAUGCUCAAAGACUUUCUCCUUGGAGAACACUUAUUAUUGGUUGGUAACCAGGGUGUAGGAAAAAACAAGAUUGUUGACAGAUUUCUUCACCUGCUCAACAGACCACGAGAAUAUAUCCAACUUCACAGGGACACCACAGUACAAACGCUUACUCUUCAGCCUUCAGUUAAAGAUGGACUGAUUGUGUAUGAAGACUCACCUUUGGUUAAAGCAAUAAAGAUGGGUCAUGUUCUGGUUAUAGAUGAAGCAGACAAAGCCCCAACAAAUGUCACCUGUAUUUUGAAAACUCUAGUAGAAAAUGGAGAAAUGAUUCUAGCAGAUGGAAGACGCAUUGUAGCAAAUUCUGCCAACGUGGAUGGACGAGAAAAUGUUAUAGUGAUUCAUCCUGAUUUUAGGAUGAUUGUUCUAGCCAACAGACCUGGAUUUCCUUUCUUAGGCAAUGAUUUCUUUGGCACCUUAGGUGACAUUUUUAGCUGCCAUGCAGUUGACAACCCCAAACCCCACUCAGAACUUGAGAUGCUCAAACAGUAUGGACCAAACGUGCCUGAGCUCAUCCUUCAGAAGCUUGUGGCUGCCUUUGGGGAGCUGAGGAAUUUGGCUGACCAGGGCAUUAUUAGCUAUCCUUAUUCCACCAGGGAAGUAGUAAACAUCGUCAAACACUUACAGAAAUUCCCCACUGAAGGUCUUUCCAGUGUGGUUCGGAAUGUGUUUGACUUUGAUUCCUACAACAAGGACAUGAGGGAGAUUUUGAUUAACACUUUACACAAAUAUGGGAUACCUAUUGGAGCAAAACCUACCAAUGUGCAGCUGGCAAAGGAGUUGCCUCUACCAGAGCAGACAUUCAUGGGUUACUGGACGAUUGGUCAGGCAAGAAAUGGAAUGCAAAAACUCCUGUGUCCAGCAGAAACUCAUCAGAUAGACAUAAAGGGUCCAGUGUUUAUGAACAUACAGAAGUAUCCAAUAGAAAGACAUGAAAAAAGAUCCCUAAACUUUACUGAAGAAUGUGUCUCCUGGAGAUUACCACUGGAUGAAAUUAAUUUAAUUUGUGACAUUGCUACAUCAUGUGAAAAUGAGGAAAAUACUCUGUAUAUAACUACAUGCAAUCCUGUUUCCUUAUACUUUAUGAAUAUGACUGGGGAAAUUGGCUUCUUUGUGGACUUAUAUGACAUCUUCCCAAGAACUGCCAGUGGACUUUGGCACCCAUUUGUGACAGUGGCACCACUGGGAAGUCCUCUCCAGGGUCAAGUUAUUCUCCACGAAGAACAGAGUAAUGUCAUCCUCUUAUUAGAUACCACUGGCCAGGUCCUUCGUCGUCUCAUCCUUCCUUUAGAAGAGGUAGCAUCUAAGAAAUCUUCCUGGUGGAGCAAGGAGGAAAAAGAAAAUUAUAAAAUGUGUAAAGAAUUUUCACACAAAAACUGGCUAGUAUUCUACAAAGAAAAAGGGAACAGAUUGACUGUACUGGAUGUUUUGGAAGGGCGAGCUCAUACCAUCUCACUUCCCAUCAACCUCGAGAGAGUUUUCCUUGUAGCAGAGGACAAAUGGCUUCUGGUGGAAAGUGAAACAAAUCAAAAAUAUCUUUUAACUAAACCUGCACACAUUGAAUCUGAGAACAGUGGGGUUUGCCAGUUGUAUAUGUUGAAAGAGGAGCUGCCUAGCACAGGGUUUGGAAUUACACAAGAAAUGGAGGUCAGCAUACCUCAUAAAAUUUCAAGUGAUCAACUAUCAUCUGAAAAUCUGAGUUCAGCUGUAGGACAAAAGAUCGCCUCUCCCAACCGAAUUUUCUCAGAUGAGAACAAUUAUGCUGCCAUAGUGGUUGGCUUCCCAGAUCUCAUGUCACCCAGUGAAGUUUAUUCUUGGAAGAGGCCAUCAUCUUUGCAUAAACCCAGUGUCACUGAUACAGCAUUUUAUGGAGGAAAGAAGAAGAAGGGGGCUCCAAGACAGAGAAAUUGUGUGACUCUUUUAGAUACUAAUCUGGUAGUCAGGAUUUUGCCCCCAGGAGAAGUCCCUCUAAAAGAUAUCUACCCAAAAGGUGUUACACCCCCACAGACAGCUGGUUAUAUAGAAGUCACUGAUCUGCACUCAAAAAAACUCCGAUAUAUCCCUAUUCCCAGUUCAGAAUCUCUCUCACCAUAUACUACAUGGCUAUCUACUAUUUCGGACACAGAUGCACUGCUGGCAGAGUGGGACAAAACUGGCGUUGUUACUGUUGAUAUGGGAGGUCACAUCAGGCUUUGGGAAACUGGACUUGAACAUCUGCAGCGAUCACUCAUGGAAUGGAGAAACAUGAUUGGGCAAGAAAGUGACAGACAUAUGCAGAUAACAAUCAACAGAGACAGUGGAGAAGACGUGAGCUCCCCUAAACACGGGAAGGAGGACCCAGACAACAUGCCCCAUGUGGGUGGCAAUACUUGGGCUGGUGGAACAGGAGGAAGAGACACUGCAGGUCUGGGGGGAAAAGGAGGUCCUUAUCGUCUGGAUGCAGGUCACACAGUGUACCAGAUCUCUGAUGCUGAGAAGGACGCCGUUCCUGAGGAGGUCAAGAGAGCUGCAAGAGAGAUGGGCCAGAGAGCAUUUCAACAGAGGCUAAAGGAGAUCCAAAUGAGUGAAUAUGAUGCUGCAACCUAUGAAAGAUUUUCAGGUGCUGUUCGGCGACAGGUGCAGUCCCUCCGAAUCAUCUUGGAUAAUUUACAGGCUAAAGGUAAAGAAAGGCAGUGGCUAAAACACCAAGCUACUGGAGAACUAGAUGAUGCCAAGAUCAUUGAUGGGCUGACUGGAGAGAAAACCAUCUACAAACGUCGGGGUGAGCUGGAGCCACAACUGGGGAGCCCACAAGAGAAACCCAAGCGUCUGCGCCUGGUGGUAGAUGUGUCUGGCAGCAUGUAUCGCUUCAAUGGAGUGGAUGGCCGGCUUGAGCGCUCAAUGGAGGCCGUGUGUAUGGUCAUGGAAGCUUUCGAGAACUAUGAGGAGAAAUUCAAGUAUGACAUCGCUGGACACUCUGGAGAUGACUACAAUAUUGCACUAGUUUCAAUUAACAAAAUCCCCAAGAACAACAAACAAAGACUAGAAAUUCUAAAGACAAUGCAUGCCCACUCUCAGUUCUGCAUGAGUGGAGACCACACAUUAAUGGGGACAGAACAUGCUAUCAAGGAAAUUGUCAAAGAAGAGGCUGAUGAAUACUUUGUCAUAGUCUUAAGUGAUGCAAAUCUGUCACGAUAUGGAAUAAAACCUGCCACAUUUGCCCAAAUCCUUACAAGUGACCCUCAAGUAAAUGCUUUUGCCAUUUUUAUUGGAUCAUUGGGUGAUCAAGCAACCAGGCUCCAGAAAACUUUACCAGCUGGCAGGUCUUUCAUUGCCAUGGAUACCAAGGACAUCCCUCAGAUUUUACAACAGAUCUUCACCUCCACAAUGUUGUCAACUGUUUAAGAAAUGCCCUCCACUGCAUAACGACCCCAGGAUUUAAAACAAGAAAAAGGAAUGUUCUAAAGAGAAGACAUCUAUAAAGCAAACCCAUGCAAUGACAAUAUAAUUCUAGCAUUGCUUGCUUCUUCCUACACUGACUCCAUAAUCAGGAUUCAGAAAAGCAGCCAGAAGCAGACUUGUGCCUGUAAAUCUCCAGCCACUGAUGGGUUUAGAAAUCCUCAGUGGGAGCAAGUUGACCUUCAUAUAAUGCAAGGUCAUGGUUAAAGGAAAUUGGCAUGAGAACUACAGUGUUUGGACUGUUUCAAAAACCUGAGAGGUAAAGAAUCCUUGCUUUUGCCUUAACACAUCAUCCAUCACCUAAGAUAAGAGAAAAAACACCAUCACACUGAAACUCUGAGACCAUGGUCUGACAUUGGGAUCAAGUCUGUGCAAACCCCACCCAACAUGCUGCUGUCUCAUAAUUAUUUUUAUUUUCUCCCUCCUCUGGAUUGUCUAGCAAACAAUAGUUUUAUAGUAUUUAACCCACUGAAAAGACCUUCCAACAGCAAUAUUUUAUAAAAAGUUGGAUUUUCUCAGUAAUUCCAUUUUCUUGGCCAAAGCCAAAAGAAAUCAGGAGAUCCUUAGAAUGCUUGAUUUCCUAGGUGACUUUUAAAAGGCUCUUUGAAUAAUAAAGAACAAAUGUCCUGUUCUCCCUGCCACCACAUGGAAGAAUAAAGAUAUCUUGUGUGAA